Molecule: messenger RNA, 1324 nt
Organism: Thermothelomyces thermophilus ATCC 42464
Lineage: Eukaryota; Fungi; Ascomycota; Sordariomycetes; Sordariales; Chaetomiaceae
Exons: 3
Coding region: 1-759 (252 amino acids)
Source: RefSeq, a predicted model, not a curated record
AUGCCGUCAAGGUGCCAGACUCCACCCAUGCGCUCACAAAUGACUAGGGUGGUGCCACGACAAGCCGGAGACCUUGUUAUGCUCACGCCUCCUCCGUCUUCUUAUAGUCACCGUUCUUCCCUUGGAAGCGCCUCUGCAGCUUCGGACACGCACUCUCUCCAACAACUUGCAUCCACGACCAAGACACAGAGACGCAUCCACCACACGGCAUCAAAGCCUAGCUACCUUUUACCUCACUUGUGGCGUCCACACACACCACACACACACACCCAUUCGAGUCCAGCACUCCAAUCAUCUACCAACAUGUCGUUCGACUGGGAACAUCAGUUCUGCCUGGGUUGCGACAAGCAAACCGACGGCGCCACCUACUGCUCCGAAUCAUGCCGCCUGGCCGAUUACGAGAGGACAUCACCGUCAUCACCAAGCUCUGUCGUGAGCUCGGCAGCGGGCUCUCCGGCGUCGAGCAGCUUCCCGUCCGACUGGACCCUGUCGUCGAGUUCAACAGCAUAUAACAACAGCACCAAGUUCUACCUGUCCCCGGCGUACGAUUUCGCCCUCGCCCAGUCGAGCUCUCGCAGGGGAUCUACCCAGAUCCAAACCCUCUCGCCCUCGGCGUCACACGCCAGCCUUUGCUCGAUGCGCAGCAACUCGUCUGCGGGUCUCGAUGCUACUCAGCUGUCCGAGAAGGCAGCGAAGGAGCUCCGAGCCUACGCCCGCUCGUUCGAGUCCGUCCGCCUCCAGCGCAGGCGCUCGGCGUAAACCCGAUGACCGAUGGUCUCGAGCUUUGACAUCCUCCACUUACUUCUAACGUCGACCCUACCCCACCACACUCGGUCGAACAUCGCAUCCAGUCUCUCUCUAGAGAGACAUCACACAACUCGCUCAUCUAUUACAUCAUCUCCUUUGUCAUUCGGUUCACGAUCUUGUUGUACCAGAAAAAGUUAUCUGCAUGCAUCGGAGCACAGCAUCAUAAAAAAAGUUCUUGUUUGGGGGGGGGGGGGUAUCCAAGGGUUGGGUCUACAACUGGUUUUUGACAUUGGCUUUUUGGGGUCUUGGGACAAGGCGUCUAUGGCAGGGUUUUACAGUCACUGGAAUAGGGCGAGAGAUAUUGUGUACUAAGCAGCGAUACAUCUCUUUCGGGGCGGGCAUUGUUUUCCUUUUGCUUUUGGGUUCUCUUGCAUAUGGGCGGUCUUGGGCAGGUGGGAGCCACACGGGCAUCAGUGUUGGGCAAGGAUUGCUGGACCUCGGUUUGGCACAGGAAUAACUCGAAAUUUGACAUUGGACACGGCUCUCUUGCAAGAGAGCUGUGGGUUCUUGACAUGAC